This is a messenger RNA of Dicrocoelium dendriticum, 807 nucleotides long. NCBI's taxonomy places the organism in Eukaryota, Metazoa, Platyhelminthes, Trematoda, Plagiorchiida, Dicrocoeliidae. The record is from the annotation of a GenBank genome assembly.
AUGAGCAACAAAUUCGCAUUCAUAAAUCGGAAACUCAACUUGAAUGCCCAAGGCUGUGCCACUGUGACAGGGCCGGACUGGCAAAAGACUUUGAGCGACUUGAGGAAAAGUUACCCCGUGGAAAUCAAUGUCUACACGACAGCUGCUGGUCAAACUGACAUCAAUUGUACGGCUGUCCUUGGCAUUAUACGAAAGGCAUCUCCGUUCCUAAGACCAAUCGUUUGUCAACACGAAGUGACGCCGUCCGAACUUGCACAAAUUUUCCAUCACCGAUUUGAAGUUCGCGACCUAACAAAGUGUUCGCCUAAAUCCUGCGAAGUGCAAACGAUUCCUGGCUACAUGGGUCCGCUAAUCCUCAAAGUUCAAUUCGAUGCAUCCAUUUGUGGACAACUGUUUGGACAAGCAGAGUAUAGGGCAGUUGUGUUUCGCAUCAAUUCGCUCUUGAAUGGAUUGAAAGCAGAUUGUCCCACCAUUCGUUAUACCAAAACGAAGGAUGCGUUUGACAAAGUGCCACACGAAGGAUAUUACUAUGCAACUGUCUCUGGUCAGUCACACGUGGAUGUGUGCCGAAAGGCAAAGAAACAUCUAAAGCACGAAGCUCAUAUUUGCGAGGAAAUUCAGAAGGUAAACAGGACAUGUGCACAGAAUAAGCAACGGACAUUUCGCAUGCGGCUGGUGCAACCCAUCUAUCUUUCUGACAUUCCAUGGUAUAUGAAUGAACACAGCAAAUUUGUACACUAUUUGAACAGCCGCAGUUCGAAGUGCAGAUUCAACGGAUACGUCCAAUUGAAUGAAAAUUCCAGGUGA